AUGCUGGCUCAUUUCAUCAGCACCAAGAUCAUACCGGCGGGGAAGACUCGGCUGACCGUGUACGCCGACAACUGCUCAGGGCAGAACAAAAACAACUACGUGAUCAAGUUUCUAUUGGCGCAAGUACACAUGGGAGCUCUACAGCACGUGGACUACAAGUUCUUUGUCAAAAGGCACACGAAGAACUCCUGUGACCGUGGUUUCGGCCACAUCCGCAAGCACGUGGCCAAAGUGGAUUGUUGGACGAUGGACCAUCUCGUAGAGGCUGUUAGUUCGGCGUCCAAGAGCUCAAUCACGGUGCAUCUGCCUCGCGGGAGCUCAGCGUUCAAGUCCUACAAACCUAUUCUCACCGAAUUGUACAAACGACUUGACGGCAUCCAGAAGUUCCAGAUUUUCACGAUGGACGCAUCGCAGCCGGGCGUCGUUGUCUGCAAGAAAGGCCCCGAGAGCGAACUUGUAGAGAUUAGUUUGAGCCGUCGAUUUGACGGGAUCUUCACCACGAAGGAGAAGGUGCAGCGGAUGAUGACGGACCAUAUCGAGACGCUGUCCCCUCCUGUCCGCAACACCGAGAAAAUUGCGCAGAUGUACCACAACAUCAAGCCCUACGUUCCUGCUGAAUUUCAGAGCGAUCCCCUCUACGCCAAGCCUAGCGAGCAGGAAGGAGAAGAUGCCAAGUCACGGAAACAAGCACGACGUGAGCAUCGCGCGGCAAUGGCCGUGGCGGCUAAGGCUAACCAAGACCAGCGUGGUAUCACGGAGGCUGUUGCGACGAAAAAUAACCCAGCAAAGAAGAGGGCUACUGCAGCAAAGAAGACGCAAAAGAACAAGAAGCACAAAGCUACUGCGGAUCUGCCUGCUGAGCAAGAAUAG
Molecule: messenger RNA, 870 nt
Organism: Phytophthora sojae
Lineage: Eukaryota; Oomycota; Peronosporomycetes; Peronosporales; Peronosporaceae
Exons: 1
Coding region: 1-870 (289 amino acids)
Source: RefSeq, a predicted model, not a curated record